Molecule: messenger RNA, 1582 nt
Organism: Cucurbita moschata (crookneck pumpkin)
Lineage: Eukaryota; Viridiplantae; Streptophyta; Magnoliopsida; Cucurbitales; Cucurbitaceae
Product: 7-dehydrocholesterol reductase
Exons: 13
Coding region: 107-1414 (435 amino acids)
Biological process (GO): brassinosteroid biosynthetic process; sterol biosynthetic process
Cellular component (GO): endoplasmic reticulum membrane
Molecular function (GO): oxidoreductase activity, acting on the CH-CH group of donors, NAD or NADP as acceptor
Source: RefSeq, a predicted model, not a curated record
AAUAAUAAUAGUAAUAUUACAUCGGAAGUCCGAAGUCCCAGCGAGUGUCAAUUCCCGGCGGAAUUUGCUCUGACUACGGUCUUCCUGAAACUCCGGCGCCUCAAAAAUGGCGGAAGGAUCCAACACCGUCCACUCGCCCCUCGUCACUUAUGCUUCCAUGUUAUCUCUUCUCACUCUCUGCCCUCCCUUUGUCAUCUUCCUAUGGUACACAAUGGUCCAUGCCGAUGGGUCUGUUUCCCAGACUAUGGCUUACUUAUACCACAAUGGAUUGAGGGGGCUUAUAGAUAUAUGGCCACCGCCCUCUGCUACUGCUUUCAAAUUAAUUGGAUCUUACGCUGCCUUUGAGGCCGCCCUUCAGCUUCUUUUACCUGGAAAAACGGUUUAUGGCCCGAUCUCCCCUACGGGAAAUCAACCUGUUUACAAGGCAAAUGGUGUGGCUGCGUACGUAGUAACUCUGGUUACUUAUAUUGCUCUUUGGUGGUUUGGGAUAUUCAAUCCAACAGUUGUUUAUGAUCAUUUGGGAGAAAUAUUUUCAGCUCUUAUUAUUGGAAGCUUCAUCUUUUGCAUUGUUCUAUACAUAAAAGGCUGUGUGGCGCCAUCUUCCUCUGAUUCUGGUUCGUCUGGUAACAUAAUAAUUGAUUUCUACUGGGGCAUGGAGUUGUACCCGCGUAUUGGCAAACAUUUUGACAUUAAGGUUUUCACAAACUGCAGAUUUGGGAUGAUGUCUUGGGCAGUUCUUGCUGUGACCUAUUGCAUAAAGCAGUACGAAAAGAACGGGACAAUAGCUGAUUCGAUGCUUGUAAAUACUGCAUUGAUGUUGGCUUAUGUUACAAAGUUUUUUUGGUGGGAAGCUGGGUACUGGAACACAAUGGACAUAGCGCAUGAUAGAGCUGGUUUUUAUAUUUGUUGGGGCUGCUUAGUAUGGGUUCCGUCUGUAUAUACCUCUCCUGGCAUGUAUUUGGUCAACCAUCCUGUAAACCUUGGAACUCAGUUGGCAGUAUAUAUUCUAGUAGCAGGCAUGCUUUGCAUAUAUAUCAACUACGAUUGUGACAGGCAGAGACAAGAAUUUCGCCGAAAAAACGGGAAGUGCUUGGUUUGGGGAAAAGCUCCAUCUAAGAUAGUAGCUUCAUACACCACUACAUCUGGAGAAACCAAAACUAGCCUUCUUUUAACCUCUGGAUGGUGGGGCUUAGCAAGGCAUUUUCAUUAUGUACCAGAAAUUUUGGCUGCAUUUUUCUGGACAGUUCCAGCCCUUUUCAAUCAUUUUCUACCAUAUUUCUAUGUGAUAUUCCUUACUAUCCUUCUGGUCGACCGAGCUAAAAGGGAUGACGAUCGAUGUCGGUCCAAGUAUGGCAAAUAUUGGAAACUGUACUGCGAGAAAGUGCCUUACAGAAUCAUUCCUGGAAUAUGCUAAUACGGCUUCCUAAAUUUGUAUAUCACUUAUAGUACGAUCUAAAUACUUUGUUUGUUUGUUAUUACCUUUGUUGCUCGCUUCACUUCAUGUAAACCUUAUAAUAUUGUAACACUUUUUUCAUCCUUCUUAUCUGUUGUUUUUGUAUGCAAGUUACUAGAGCUUUCACCA